Molecule: messenger RNA, 1036 nt
Organism: Antechinus flavipes (yellow-footed antechinus)
Lineage: Eukaryota; Metazoa; Chordata; Mammalia; Dasyuromorphia; Dasyuridae
Gene: RAC2
Product: Rac family small GTPase 2
Exons: 7
Coding region: 165-743 (192 amino acids)
Biological process (GO): small GTPase-mediated signal transduction
Molecular function (GO): GTP binding; GTPase activity
Source: RefSeq, a predicted model, not a curated record
CUGCUCUUCAACGACCUGCCAAACUACCAACCUGUUAAUUAUUAUUUUUGCUCCUUCUCUCUGUCCCUCUCCUCGGGAGGUUGCUUCCCUCAUUCCUUGGCUAUCCGGGAGGAGUCAGCCUUCUCCUUUCUUCUCACCUCAACAUCUCCAGGAGCCCAGAGAACAUGCAGGCUAUCAAAUGUGUGGUGGUGGGAGAUGGAGCUGUGGGUAAAACCUGCCUCCUCAUCAGCUACACCACCAAUGCCUUUCCUGGAGAAUAUAUUCCCACAGUGUUUGAUAACUAUUCAGCCAAUGUGAUGGUUGACAGCAAACCAGUGAACCUGGGACUGUGGGAUACAGCUGGGCAGGAGGACUACGACCGUCUUCGGCCUCUUUCCUACCCCCAAACAGAUGUCUUCUUGAUCUGCUUUUCCCUUGUGAGCCCAGCCUCAUAUGAGAAUGUUCGUGCAAAGUGGUACCCCGAGGUUCGGCAUCAUUGCCCCAGCACCCCCAUCAUCCUGGUGGGCACCAAAUUGGAUCUUCGUGAUGACAAAGACACCAUUGAAAAGUUGAAGGAGAAGAAGCUAACACCCAUCACUUAUCCACAGGGUCUUGCCCUUGCCAAAGAAAUAGACUCUGUGAAGUAUCUGGAGUGUUCUGCCCUCACUCAGCGCGGACUAAAAACUGUCUUUGAUGAGGCCAUCCGGGCCGUCCUUUGCCCCCAGCCUACCCGACAGCAGAAACGCCCCUGCAGCCUACUCUAGAGGUAUACCCUUGGUGCCUAUCUGUUCCCCAGUCUGUAUAGCUCUCCUCCCCAGUUCUCUGAUUUCAAAACCUGGGGGCUUUUCAGCCAGUCAGCCUGCCUUCUCCCCUUGGCGUUCCUGAACAAAUGGAUGGAGCUCUUGUCACUAAUCUCCCGCCCGCCAAAGACAUUUCCAGGACAGGAUCGUGUGAGCGCAUGCAAAGCUGUUCCCCACUCCCUUGGGGUCCCCUGCUACAGCCAGGGGCUUCUGGGGGAGAUGACCAAUAAAACAGACCUCUUUUACUGCAGUGGAAA